This is a messenger RNA of Stegostoma tigrinum, 1998 nucleotides long. RefSeq names its product carboxypeptidase N subunit 2. Lineage: Eukaryota; Metazoa; Chordata; Chondrichthyes; Orectolobiformes; Stegostomatidae. Gene Ontology annotation, molecular function: protein binding. Bases 1 to 1998 code for a protein of 665 amino acids. The record is from RefSeq and is a predicted model, not a curated record. The transcript has a single exon.
AUGUGGUGCAUCGCCAAAGAGCUGCAGACGGUCCCGGGACCGAUCCCUCCCGGUAUCGAGGAGUUGUUCCUGCAGCACAACAACAUCUCAAGCAUCGCGCCGACGCAUCCCUGGAGCUCCGGGCGCAACCAUGCUCCAUCUGGGAACCUGCUCCGCAUCUUGGACCUCAGUCACAACCAGCUGUCUGUCGUACCAACCGAAGGCCUGGCUGCCCUGCGUCAACUGAAGAAGCUCUACCUAAAUGGUAAUCAGAUUGUCACUUUGCUGCCCGGGUUCCUGCGUAACCUCACAAACCUUCAGGAGUUGCAGCUCAGUGUCAAUCAUCUUCAGUUUUUGAGCCCUGGGACCUUCUCUGGCUUGUCUAAACUCCAGAGGCUCAUGUUGAGUUUGAAUAACAUCACAAGCCUUGUCCCUGGCACCUUCAUUGAGCUGGCCCAUUUGGAACUGCUCCAGUUAAAUGGCAAUCAGAUUAUGAGCAUCCAUCCUGGAGCAUUCUCGGGCCUAGUGAGCCUUAAGCAGCUCUACCUCCGGAGUAACAACAUUCAGGCCUUAGCCAAAGGCUCGUUGGAUGGUCUUGACCAACUGCAGAUCCUGAGUCUCAGCCACAACAACUUGCUUUUGAUCCCUGAGGAGGCCAUGGUGAACCUGAAGGCACUGAAAGACCUUUACUUGAAUAAUAACGACAUCGCCUUCCUCCCGGAAGGGUUCCUGCCCCAAUUCGAGAAGCUGGUCAUCCUGGACAUCAGCAACAACAGGCUGGCUAAGGUGCCGGGGGGUGGCCUCACGGGCUUGGGCAGGCUAAAGCUGCUGGACCUGAGCUUCAAUAACUUCAGCAGCCUCCCUCCUGAGAUAUUCCGUGAGCUGAAGAACUUGACCAUCCUGAACCUCUUCAACAACCACAUCGACUCGCUGCCGGCGCCCAUCUUUGAGGGCUUGGUCAGUUUGAAGGAGCUGCACCUGGACAACAACCGCAUCUCGGCCCUUCCACCCGAAUUGUUUUGGAGGCAAACGGAGCUGAGGGAGCUCCAGAUGGACAACAACCAAAUCUCGGACUUGCCCCAAGAGCUCUUCAGCAACCUGACCAACCUGCGGACACUCUACCUCGACAAUAAUUGGUUGACCGCCAUCCCGUCAGGUAUCUUCCGAGGCCUGGGGCACCUGAGGGAGCUGCAGAUAGAGCACAACAGUAUUGAUGCCCUCCCCGAGGACAUCUUCGACGGCUUGCCAGAGCUGAGGGUCCUCCAACUCAACCAAAACCUCCUCCGGUCUCUCCCCAGCAAUGUCUUUGCUGGCCUAGUCAACCUGAAGGAACUCCAGCUCAGCAGCAACCAACUGUCCGUUAUGCAUGAGGCCCUCUUCAGGAACCUUAGAAAGCUGAAAGAGUUGCACCUGGACAACAACAGGUUGACCACCCUCCACCCGCUCGUCUUCCAGGACCUGCAGAGAUUGGAGGAACUGCAGCUACAGUUCAACCACUUCCUCUUCCUGCCAUCGCAGGUCUUCACCCAACUCCGCAAGCUGAAGAAGCUUCAACUUCACAACAACCGCCUCACCACCUUGGCGCCCGGGACCUUCCAGAAGCAGGAGGGCCUUCGGGAACUGCACCUGGACAGGAACGCCAUCUCCUCUCUCCCCGAGGGCCUCUUCCAGAGCCUCUCCCGCCUCAACCUGCUGCACCUCAACUUCAAUAGGCUCCGACACCUCAGCAAUGGCCUGCUGGAGCCUCUGGUCAGACUGGAGCAAAUCCAGCUGCAUGGCAACCCCUGGGCCUGUGACUGCCCGGCCAUCUUGUACCUCAGCCGUUGGCUGGAGGAGCAUCCCAAGGCUGUCCAUGAACCUGUCCAGUGUUCCUCAGACAGAUCGCUGGUGAUUGCCGUGAAAAGAACAUUCUCCUCAGUGCCUUCACAAUGUUCUUCGGCUUCCGUCCCUGUCUUCUUCCGUCCAAAAGUUUUCUCCUGCAUCUGUUCCUGGCUUUUCCUCAACGCGAUAAUACCAUGA